AUGAAGGUAUUCAUCUGUAUUUUGGCUGUUAUGGCAACUACUUGCUCUGCCGGUUUAUUGGCUGGCAUACUUGAAGGCGGUAGCAGUGGUGGUGGUGGCGGUGGUCAUGAAGAAGUUAAGACUAUUAAGGUUAUUCAUCAAGAAGAAGGUCAUGGUCAUGGUGGUCACGUUGAACAUGGUCAUUUCCAUGGUGGUCACGAAGAAGUAAAAACUGUCCAGGUUAUUCAUGAAGAAGGUCAUGCUCAUGGCGGACACGGUGAUCAUGGUCAUUUCCAUGGUGGUCAUGAAGAAGUUAAAACUAUUCAGGUUAUUGAGAAUGCACCAGUUCAUCAUGAAGUUAAAACCGUUAAAGUAAUUCAUGAAGAAGGUCAUGCCCAUGGUGGUUUCCAUGGUGAUCAUGGUCAUGGUGGACAUCAAGAAGUUAAAACUGUGAAAGUAAUCCACGAAGAAGGCGGUUUCUCCGGCGGUCAUAUUGAACAUGGACAUGGUGGAGGCCAUUCUCACGGUGGAUUCGAUGGCGGUUUUGGUGGCCAUCAAGAAGUUAAAACCGUUAAAGUAAUUCAUGAAGAUGGUGGUCACUCCCAUGGUGGAUUCUCUGGUGGUCACUUCGAACAUGGUCAUGGCGGUCAUCAAGAAGUUAAAACCAUUAAAGUAUUCCAUGAAGAUGCCCAUGGUGGUUUCUCCGGCGGUCAUGUUGAACACUUUGGCGGUCACCAGGAAGUUAAAACCGUUAAAGUAAUCCAUCAAGAGGGUGGUUUCUCUGGCGGUCACAUUGAACAUGGUCAUGGUGGUCAUCAAGAAGUUAAAACCAUUAAAGUAUUCCAUGAACAAGGAGGUCACUCUCACGGUGGAUUCGAAGGCGGUUUUGGAGGUCAUCAAGAAGUUAAAACCGUUAAGGUAAUUCACCAAGAAGGUGGUCAUGGCGGAUGGAAUUAA
Molecule: messenger RNA, 936 nt
Organism: Calliphora vicina (urban bluebottle blowfly)
Lineage: Eukaryota; Metazoa; Arthropoda; Insecta; Diptera; Calliphoridae
Product: histidine-rich glycoprotein-like
Exons: 4
Coding region: 1-936 (311 amino acids)
Source: RefSeq, a predicted model, not a curated record